CUUACAGGAACCAGAAGCACUUGUCUUAUGAGCAGUCAUACAUAGAAAAGGAUCCUUUGUGUUGAGCGCUGAGUGCUGAUCUGUGGCUGAGAUGGUGCUUCACUGGUAGGACAAUAUACAGUUAUGAAUUUUACUGUGAAUUAAGGAUAAUGCCGCUUCUAAAAAUUCUGGGACAAAAUGGCAACGAAAGGGAAAGAGACAGAAGAUGACAUCUAUUGUGCCUGCCUGUCAAAAGCAUUAUGUCAGGUGGCUACACCUGUUACUGUUGGGUUAUAUGCCCCGUUCGGGGGCAGGGUAUACAUGCUGCUGGAUCGCAUAACAAAAUGCAUGCGGGAGGAAGCAUUACAUAUAACAGAAAAGGAAGAAAAAAACUUUGAGGAGACCACAGUUAAACCUACUGGAUGGGGCAUCCUACAUCUAUUUUGGCGUCUAAUUUUCUACUGCCCUAUUGUAACUGAACAUCAUCUAGAGCGCAAAAGUAUUAAGUUUAUAUUUGUACACUUCAGUGCUUGGCAGUAUGCAGGUAGUGACCGACUAUGGGCUGGCCUGGUCACCACACUCUGUGAGCAGAUACGACGGCACUUGGGAAUUCUUCCACUCAGUGUAUUUAAAGUCUUGGGUUCCAUACCUAAAAGAAACAUAGAAUCUGGCAAUAAAGAGUGGACCAUUAGAAAGAUGAUUUGCAUCAUACUGGCAGCCACCAUUGUCUUACUUCUCAUUGGAUUGAUCCUAUUGCUACCAAUCAAAACUAAAAGCAAUGAAGGUGAAGAGAGAGUCUCAACUGUUUUUGGAAGUUUAGCGACCGUAGUGGCUGGAUCCGGGAUUGCCAUGACGUUAUUUAACCUAACCAAGAGUAUUCUUAUUAGCCAAAAGCAGAAGAUUGAGCGACUAGUCAAUAGCCAGAAAUUUAGUUCUCAGAUGGGUUUCAUGUGUGAGGUAAAAAAAGAGGUUGAACUGAUAACCCACAUGGUUCAAUUCAUGGAAAUUUUCCAGAAGCAGAAGAUCCGUGUGGUCUUGCAGAUCACCAGCCUGGAGCUUUGUGCACCAGACAAAGUGGUUGGAGUACUGGAUGCUUUGAACACUCUACUGUCUGACCAGAGAUCUCCAUUUAUUUCUAUACUAGUAGUUGAUCCCAGCAUAAUUGUCACUUGCUUGGAGAGUGCAGGCUCCCUCAAAGGUAUGGCAGACAACGGCUACAUGUUCCUCAAUCGCACUGUCACUUUGCCGUUCUCUGUACCUCCUCUAGGCAAGAAAACAAAGCUGCAACUUCUAAGGAAGGCUGUACAGAGGACAGAGGAUCUCAUUGAUUGGCCUUGCAGGAAUGAUGCUAAUCGGGGCACCAAGACAGGUAUUGCAGAACCGAUGAAACUCCUUACAGAAGAGCUUUCAGAAGAUGAAGAACCAGAGGUGAAUCUACCACCUUAUCAACCAGCUUACUGCAUUCAGGAAACAUUUUAUGCUCUAUACAGCGAGCGUGAAGUUCUCCAUGAAUACAUUCCCGACAGCAUAUGUCAAAUGAAACGAAUUGUGAAUGCUAUUCCUGUUAUGGUCAACCUAAUGAUGCUGAGUAAAAUACCAUGGGGCAACAUGUCUUCUAAAUCUGUAGCAGCUUGGGUUGUUCUCUGCAAUCAGUGGCCUUGCAGACUAAGCUGGAUUCUUCAAUGUCUGGAGGAUGAAGAACAGCAGGGAUAUAAGGAAGGAUUCAGCAACUAUUUCCUCUGGGACGUGUUUAAGGAAAACAGCAAGGAACUGUUUUCCUUGAAAGCUGGUCUAAAGAACCUUUUGGACUUGGAUGGAGAUCCAGAGAUUUUCCAAAAGUUCCUUUCCCAAGACUUUCCUUUUACGGUUGAGGAAUCCAGAAGACUGAUGAAAUGUACGAUUAACUUAGAUUAUUCCAUAAAGCACAAAAUGGGUCUUCACCGUGGAAUUAACAAGCUUCAAAAUGACUGGAAGACGAUAACUGUAGAAAAUAAGACAGAGAAAAUAGAAACUGUGCAUGAAAAUGGCACAACAGAGGUCAAGGAGGUGGUUGAAACACAGGUUACUCAGUGUAACAAAGACUCUGGGACAGAUACAAACGAGGAAAGAAGUGAGUGUGGGAAAGAUAUACAUAGGUGUAGAGCAGAGGUACAUCAGGAGAGUGGAGAACAUGUAUCUGGAAUGAUGCAGGCAAAAGACACUGAAAGUAGGAAAGCAGAACCUGUGUAUGAGGAGGAGCAGGCCAAAGGACAAAUGUCUUUGGAGCAGAAUAUAGUAAAAGAAAUGUUAGUGAAUAAUGAAACAUUUAGUGAGAAGGACAGUCUUUUUGGAGAAGAUUUACAAGUAGAAGGAACUCUGUGGAAAGACGGAGAAGACUGUAGGAUGCAAGUAAAAAAACAAUAUGAGAAAUUAAAAGAGGCACAAAGCAGAGAUCGGGAGACUGUACUGUAAUCUGAAUUUCUGUCCUCCUUCUGUACAGAAAAAGUGAGUUCCUUCUCCAUGUCUUGUGGGAGAAGGAAAUUGACAGCUGCCAUAUUGUGCUAAAAAAAAAGCAGAUGUGCCAUUUGUAAUGCAACGUUUUCAUGGUUUUAGAUAUGCAGCUUUUUCAGGUCUGGUGGAAAUGCUCCUAUAGACAAUAAAGGAGUUGCCUGAUUUAGGUAACCCAUGAUCAGAUAUGAAACAGAGGAGUCCCUCGAUUUUGUACUUCAUGAAUUACCUUAGUCCUCUUUCUCUAUUUCUAGAGGCUUCCGCGCAUCUUUGUGUUAGACACAACACGUUCAUCUUAUUGGACACCAUGUAAUGCUUUAAAGUGUAACUGCCGUUUCAUUUUUUUUAUUCCCUAAUGGUAUAGUACACCCUGCUGUAUAAGUGCUUUUCUGAUUUAAAAUUUGAUCAUUUUCAGUUUAACCUGCUAAUAA
Bufo gargarizans (Asiatic toad) is the source of this 2897-nucleotide messenger RNA. RefSeq names its product NTPase KAP family P-loop domain containing 1 (gene NKPD1). The coding region runs from base 178 to 2430 and encodes 750 amino acids. The transcript has 4 exons. The record is from RefSeq and is a predicted model, not a curated record. Lineage: Eukaryota; Metazoa; Chordata; Amphibia; Anura; Bufonidae.